This is a messenger RNA of Cavia porcellus (domestic guinea pig), 6261 nucleotides long. It is a transcript of the gene CUNH21orf91, whose product is annotated as chromosome unknown C21orf91 homolog. The transcript has 5 exons. Lineage: Eukaryota; Metazoa; Chordata; Mammalia; Rodentia; Caviidae. The record is from RefSeq and is a predicted model, not a curated record. Bases 800 to 1558 code for a protein of 252 amino acids.
CGCUGAAGAGGACGGUAGUAACGGACUCAUCCAUCUCUGGGCUCUUCGGGGGGAGGAUGUGAGAAGCCGCGUUGCGAAGGACAGGAAGUAACCCAGCCAGGAGAAACGAGAUCACAGUAAAACUCGAGUCUGGGCCGGGGCGUCCUCGCAGUAAGGAUGAGGCCAGUCCACAGCGGCCGCGCGGGCACAAGCUUCGCCCUGGGCCCCUAGGUCCUCCCCGCGGGUUUCGUGGGAUGGCGCCGGCCGAGGGGGCGAGGCGGACGCGCGGCUUGCAGCCUUCGCCUCGGCCGCCUGCGCCGCGGCCGGAAACAAUAGUUGAGCGGCGGGAGCUUCGCGUGGAGACUGUGGUGGCGCCGGCGCUGGUGGCGGCCCGCGGAGCCGGACAGUAGAAACGCCCAGCCCUGUCCCACCCCGCCUGCGCUGUCGUCCCGCCUCUCAGAGCCUAGAGCCCCGCCGCUAGUAGCAACUGCGCGCGGGCGCCCCGACGGACGGACAGAGGGACAGCGGCAGGCAGAUCCGUGGCGGUCGCAGCGGAGUCAGGCGGAGACCGACUCCCUGAGGCACCGCCGAGCGUGUGCGCACCGGCCGCUGCGCAGAGGGGAGUCUGGGGCGAGGGAACCCCCUGCAACCCGCGUCGCCAUCAUCUGGAGCGCGGCGUCUGGGCUUCCGCGUGCCUUUGCGGUCUCGCGUUCUCUCCCCGGCCUCAGACCUGCGCUGGAAAGCGCACGCCGCAAAGGGAGUGAGGCGCUUCUGAGGUUCCCUCACGGAAUUUAGCGAGGCGGCGUCGAACAGGGGCACUAUGAACGAAGAGGAGCAUUUUGUCAAUAUCGAUUUGAAUGACGACAACAUUUGCAGUGUCUGUAAACUGGGAACAGACAAAGAAACACUCUCCUUCUGUCACAUUUGUUUUGAGCUAAAUAUUGAGGGAGUACCAAAAUCUAGUCUUCUACAUACCAAAUCAUUAAGGGGCCAUAAAGACUGUUUUGAAAAAUACCAUUUAAUUGCAAAUCAAGAUUGUCCUCGAUCCAAGCUUUCCAAAAGUACUUAUGAAGGAGUUAAAACCAUUUUGAGUAAGAAGAUAAACUGGAUUGUACAGUAUGCACAAAAUAAAGAUCUGGACUCAGAUUCUGAAUGUCCUAAAACCUCCAAGAAUCACCUAUUUAAUUUCAGGCAUAAGCCAGAUAAGAAAUUACUCCCACAAUUUGACUCUCAAGUACCAAAAUAUUCUGCAAGAUGGAUAGAUGGAAGUACUAGUGGCAUCUCAAACUGUACACAAGAAAUUUUGGAGCAGAGAAAAAAUACAGACUUUGGGCUUGCUGUGUUACAAGGUCCAGGUGCCGCUUUAUGCCAUGACAAUGUUUUAUGGCCUCAUGCUCAGGGCCAGGCACAAAAAAAAGAAGAGGCCACUUUUUGUCCAGAGGCAAAUGUCCCAACUCAGACUCUGCGUUACAGCAGAGAGGAAUUGAAUUCAAUGACGCUUGAUGAGGUAAAACAACUGAAUACAAAGCUUCGACAACAGAUCCAGGGUAAUGAAUCAGUCACGUUUUUGAAGAGUUAACACAUCAAGUGCAAGAAAAAGAUUCUUUAAUAUCAGAACGCCAUGGCCGUCAUGUUGCCAUUGAACAGCUUCACAAGAACUGUUCCAAGUUACCAUGCCUGCAAGUAGGACGAACGGGAACAAACAACUGAACUAAAUUUACAUAGACUUCAUAUAUUCUGUACUUUAACUGGUCUGCUAAGCAUGUAUACUUCGAAGAGUGAAGCAAGAUACAGUCCAUUAUUUUAUGAUCAUUAAGCUUGUAAAGCUGUAAGGCAGUAUUUAUCUUUGUCGAAUAAAGACCAUUGUAUUCUAAUCUUCGAUAGGGUAAAUCCUUUGACUUCAUUUUGGGAAUCUUUUUCCCAUAAUUACUACAUGUCCCUCCCUUUUACCACAAAUGACUACUUACACUGUUACAGUGUGAUUUUAUGAAACAUUUUUAUAUAAUUUACCUGUCAAAAACAAUAGUUUAACAAACUCAUUAGUCUGAACUACUAAAGACAGUUUUUAAGAGGGAAAUGGAAUUCAUAGUAUCACCUCUUAUUUAUUAUGAGCAAUAUUUUAAUAUAGAAUUUUAUAUGUAAAAAUGCUAUUUUAGGUACCUUUUCAUAAAUGUGUUUAAAUGGCUGAGUAUUUACACUUUCAUGUGUAAAUAUGCCCACCCAUAUUUCAGAUCACUGCAUUUUAUUCUCAUAAUAGAAUGUUUUUACAACCUUUAUCUUGCUUUCCAAAGAUAAGUGUAUUUUGGAGUAGAAAUCUAUCAAGUUGAGUUAUUUAACUUCUAAAACUUUAUGAAAGAGAAAUUAAUAACUUUUAAAGCAAGUAUUCAAGAAAUAGAAUACAUUAUUGUCUAACAAAAGCAUUUCUGAGUUAAAGAAGAGAGUACUACUUUGUCAGUUUAUCCUCAUAAAAAAAAUAAAACUCUUUACUUUCAUUUAUUAUUAUUUUCAUGUGUUAGAAUUUGGACAGAGUCAGUCAAGCCUCAUUUUUAAGUCAAAUAUAUCUGACCUUCCAAUUGAAAAUGUUGCCCCUCCACUCUCCAAAAAAGAAAAUGUUCUGUUUUUGAAAAAAUUAAAAUUAUUCUUUGUGCCACUUUGGGAUAAAGUUUCAGAAAUCCUUAAACUGCCCAAAUUGUUUGCAGUAUCAUUGAAAUUCUUAAAGCAUUAUUUUUCUAAACUUUACAGGGAAAGAGAAAAUUGCUUGACACAAGAAAAACAAAACUAAUUCAAUAAAAUAAGGAUAAGUGUUACGUUUCUAAACAUUUAUUAGUCUUAAGCAGGUAGAUAUUUUUAGUAAUGUAUUAUAUUAAAAGAUAUAAUCAGUGCAACAUUAAAAUGAGUUCUAAAUUGUUUUCAACUGGUGCUUAAAAUGUACUUAUGAAGUAUAUCUUUUCCUCAAAGAAUCUACAGAAAAGCUCAUAAAUUUGGCAGCUUUACCAUAAAGUGAUAAAUGACUUCUGCCUUAAAUUGGUAUCCUAUCCUGACUUGGGUCAGAGUUUUAGUUUCAAACAUACACAGUUUUUCUGUAGGCAAAGAAAUGUCCAGUUGAAAGCAACUUUUUAUAAUGUUAAGGUUACUAAGUUAGCCUGGGGGUGUUAAUUGAUAUCCCAUUGACUUUGUUUUGUUUUUCUUUGAAAUGUGAUGUAACUGUCAAGCGUUUUAGAGGAAGCUUUUGGAAAAUGCUUUUAAUCUGUCUCAGUUCUUUGACUCAUCCAGAAUGAAUUUAAAAUUCUGAGAGCAGGAUGGAUGCAUUUGCCUUAGUCUUGAUUAGCUUUAUAAAUUGUGUGCAAUGUGAAAAUAUCCAAAUGUACAAGUUGGAUAAAGACAUGUCCUGAUUAUGUAGUUAAGUAUUUUAGUUUUUAGUUGUUAUAGUUACAUUUUCAAAUUGACUUUACUCUUUUUUGGCAUCAUGUGUUAAGAAUUACUAGCCAGGGUUGUUGCACACAUUUGGGCUUGUUUAGGUAACUUAGGAACAAUCAUAAAAGUUUGGGAUGCAUUGCAUUUGUUAUCAGUGGUAGCAUAUUUCCAAAAUAUGAGUGAUAGGCUUCAGUCCUAAAUACAAUAGUGUUAUCCAAAGAAAGUAUCUGCUUAUCUCUUGGAAGUUUUUUUCUGGCAAACAGGUAGCUUUACAAAUGAGUUUGGAAUAAUUGACUAGAAUUGUGCAUGUACUCAGAUCUUAAUUGGGGUUUGUGGUUUAAUCAAGUUAGAUACUUUUAGUUAGCUUGUUUUCAAAGGAAAAGUCCUCCUAAAAUCUAUCCUGUGGUGCUGGUACUCACAUCAGUAUUUACUCAGAUGAAUUUCUAAAAGAAAAAAGUUUUUAUUGAAGUAUUUUGCACAACAGUUUAUUCAAGUAUUUGGUAAACUUAGAUAUUUCUAUGCUUUCUUGAUUGAAUAUGCAAUUACUAUAUAUGCAAAAAUAAGAAUCAGGGACAAAUUUAUUUGUGGCAGAAAUGGUGAAAGACAGAUUGCUACUUGGGCAUUAUUAACAUUUUCAAAGUUUAUAGGAUAAUAGGAAGUGAAAUAAGACUGAAUUUUUUUUACAUCAGAUUUCAUAAUUUAGAAAGUUAAAUUUUAAAAUUCAGAAUGAAGAGUGAGUUUUAAUCAUGUAAUAUCUUUAAAGAUGAAAAAAAACUUUUUAUGCACCUACGAUAUGCAAGGCCUGGGUUUUAUACCCAGCACCACAUAAACUAAAUGGACAGUGUUUGUAAUUUGUCCAACUUUAUGUUUAUUUUAAGAUCAUCAUCUUACCCUUUGAUUCUAGUAUUAAUACCUAAAUUUGUCUUUUGAAAAAAGUAUGCACUUGAGACACCAAUAAAGAUGAUUCAGGCAAUGGAAUGUUUUCAUUCCAUUAUGUAGUAUCUUUUCCAGAAUGUUUAAAAAAAAAAAAAAAAACUCCUUACUUUUCCAAAGUACAAAUAUGUUCAAUUCACCAAAAAGUGCCCCUUUUUAUAUACAUUUAAGGUUUAUAUUUAAAAUAACAAGUUCAUGUUUGCAAGUGGUUUCAGAAAUGAAGUAUAUUCUGGUUUUUUUGUUUGUCAUCUCAAUAGACAUUUUUAGCUUGCGUUUUUUUUGUUGUUGUUGUUGUUGUUGUUUUUAAUUUGCUUAUGGUACUGGGGAUUCAGUCCAGGACUUUCACACAGAGCUCUAUCUCCAGCCCUUUUGGGUUUUUUUUGUUUUGUUUUGUUUUUUUUAAUUUAUCUUUUUUAUUUUUGAGGGAGGAUAUCACUGAGUCCCUAAGUUGCACAGGGUUGGCUUGAAUCUGGAAACCGUCUUGCCUCAGCUUUCCAGAGUGCUGGGAUUACAACUGUAUACCACCCUGCCUGCCUCAGUUUUAUUUUUAUGUUUAAUCAUCUCCUUUGCCACUGAAAAUGGUUUCAAUUACUUUGUUGUUUUUUUGCCUUUAUGCAUAGUUUACCGUGGUGUCUACUUUGUUGAGGCUUACAAUUUUUGCUAGUUUUUUAAACUAACAUUUUUUAAAAUUGAUUUGUGUUUAUUGUUUACUACUUUUUAUUUUGUUUCAUUGUAGAGAAAAUCUUUCAUUAUUAACACUGUAAAAUGCCAUACAAAAUGCAUAUGCUCUAAAUUUAAAUAGGGAUUUUUAAAAAUUAAAUUAUUUGUGUAGCUUAUUAUUAGGUUCUAGUUAGUAACCAUAAAAGUAGGAUACAUGUCCAUAAAAAUUUUUAAAUGGUACAGUGUUAAAGUCUUCUGGUGUUAUUUUUUCUAACUUCUGCCAGUUCACUUACUGACAGGUAUUAUUGCUUAUAUUAAAGUAAAACAAUUGAGUCUUUUUAAAUACUAAGAGAAUUAAUACUCUAUAAAUUUUUUAAAAUGUCUUUUCAGAUGUGACUGUGAAGCAAAGAUAAUUGAUUUCUGUAUAUAAGUGCAUUUUUAACUUUAGCUUGGUGGAAUUGAUAAUAUAAGAAAAUUAGUUAGAGAUAAAACCCUCAACAAGUUACUUUUGCCAAGUUAAUGUUUGUAGUGAUGGAAUAAAGGAGUGUAUGUACCAGAAUAAGGUGAUAAGGCUAUGGCACAAAGGAGGAAGGCUCCAGUGACUGGGAUGUCGGAGCUCUGUUUUAUGGCUUAGCGUUUUCAUUUUAUUUCAUCCUUCCACAUUUGCCAUUGUAAUGGUGCAUUGUGGCCUUCAGGCUAUGUUAGCUUUUUGCAAAACAUUACAGUAGUCUCUAGCCCUAGAAAUUGGGAAGGAGUUGCUUGCCUACCAUCCAUGACGUUCUGGUUUAGAACAUAUAAUUUCACUAUUACAUUUGGUUUAAAAGAGCCCAUAUUAGUAAUUAAUUUUAGUGAUUGUAAAUUAUCCCAUAACUUUAAACUUACUAAGAUGUAACCAAAAAAAAAUCAUGGAAAUGAGUUUUACCUGCCCCUAAAACAAUGAGUGUGUGUGUGUGCGUGUGUGCGUGUGUGCGUGUGUGCGUGUGUGUGUGUGUGAUUUCUUUUCAGUGUAAGUAGCAUGUGCUUUGGUCGUUGAACUUAAUCCUUUUUAGUGUUAGAAAUUUAUGUUACAAAAUUGUGCUGAGACAUCUGGUAAAAAAAAUGAAACUGCUGUGAUAAAAACUAAGUUUGUUUCAAAAAAGUUUAUUUAGACAUUCACUUAUAUUUUCUUUGGAAACUGCAAUAAUUUAUAUAUUUGUAUUCUGCUUUAGAACUGUAACAAUAUAUGCUUGUCUACUAUUUUUAAUUUUACAACAAUAAAAUAAAUAUUUUUGUUAA